This is a messenger RNA of Paramuricea clavata, 351 nucleotides long. The record is from the annotation of a GenBank genome assembly. NCBI's taxonomy places the organism in Eukaryota, Metazoa, Cnidaria, Anthozoa, Malacalcyonacea, Plexauridae.
AUGGCUGCUCUACACACUCAUGGCGCAGCUGGCCCCUCCGGUGUGGAUGCAUAUGCAUGGAGAAGACUCUGCUUGUCAUUCAAGUCUGCCUCGAACAGUCUGUGCAUCGCACUGGCUGAUAUUGGUCGUCGCAUUGCUACUACAAAUGUCAAUCCAGAAGGACUGAGUGCAUUUGUCACAUGCCGUUUAAUCCCGCUUGACAAGUACCCAGGCGUAAGACCAACUGGAGUCGGCGAGGUUCCACGAAGAAUUAUUGCGAAAGCCAUUCUAAGAGUCAUUGGCAGUGAUGUAGUAGACGCAGCUGGUCCAUUUCAACUCUGUGCAGGUCAAGAUGGAAGUUGUGAAGCAGCG